CUCAGCGGAAAGUCCGCGCGGGUCAGUCAGGCUUUGGAGAGGGUCAGGCCAGCUUCGGAGCGGGCUUUGAAGGAGGCUUUGGAGCAGGUUUUGGGCUUUGGAGCGAGUUUGGAGCGGCUUUGGUGUUGGAGCAGGCGGAUCGAUCACGGAUCACGUCACUUUGCAAUAUCCAUCGGGAUGUUUCCUGGAAGUGGGCAGAUGGGCAGAGGUGGCUAUGCUCAAGCCUUUAUGAAGGAUAUGUCCCUCUCCAACUAUACAGAAUCUAAAGGAGCUCUUCCACCCUUAAACACUUACAACAAAUGUGAACAUGAAGAACAACCCAAAAGAUACAGACCAAAGUUCCAUACCAAGUGCAAAUGCAGCCCUCAAAUCCUCAUAGACCGGUAUAUGCAAGGAGAAAUGCAUCCUGUGACUUUACUCCAUCAACUUUCAGAGAUUUUACAGUUCCAGUUGGAAAUGAAAGAGACUGGAAGUGAACAAAACAUACAAUACUUUGUCUUUACAUUCUGUGUGCUUAUUGAUGGUGUUGAGUACAAACCUGGUGUUGGAUCUACAAAGAAGGAAGCUAGGAGAAAUGCAGCAGAGUUGGCUUUGGAAGGUCUGAUUCCCACUUUAGGAAAUUAUACCUCAGCCCUUCCAGAGAAAUCAGAUGUUCCUCCACCAAUGCCAGUGAAGGAGGUGUCUACUAUCUCACAAGUUUCUUGUAGUGCUAAUCGUGGGUUUUUCCGUUCUGAAAAUCUGCCGAUUCCUCAAGCUGUUAAAGAUCAGCUGACUAAACUUAUGAGCAACCAUCCGGAGUUCUCUAACUGUGCCGGAACCACUGCUGCAUUUGUCAUACAGACUGCCAAUGGAUGUGAAGUGGUUGCACUCGGCACUGGAAAUUACAACACAAGAGACAACACUCUUUCAAAUGGGAGGGUUGUGCAUGAUUCACAUGCAGUAGUGACAGCAAGAAGGUCACUUAUGAGGUAUUUGUACCGGCACCUGCUUAUCUUCUUCAGUAAAACGGCCAGCUUGACAGAGAAGUCCAUCUUCCAGAUGAACAGCAGCAGUGGUCUUCUGUCUCUGAAGAACGGCAUCACCCUCCAUCUUUAUAUGAACCAACUGCCCAAAGGAGUAGCACAGAUUCCCUCUAAUCUGCACCUGAAUCCUCAUUCCAUCACCACAGGGCAAGAUAAUUUUGAAAUGAGUUUGCAUCUGUCAAUGCAGGGCAAGGUGUUUUCUGUCUUCUCAUUUGCCUUUGAGCAAUCGACUUUUGAGAUGGUGAGCAUGUCAGCUACAGACAAAAUCACCCAAUGGCAAGUUCUAGGCUACCAGGGCGCCCUGCUGAGUCACUUCAUUGAACCUGUCUAUGUCCAAAACAUCCUUAUAGGAGAUUCUGCCUGCAAAGAAAUUCGAGGCUUGGAGUUCUCAGUGAGCCAACGAGUUGAGGGAAUCACUUCUCGUCUGCCAGUUUACUACUGUAUGGAGAGGCCCUGUAUCACUCUUGUUCCGCCUGUAGCCACUAGUGGGAUUGAUGGGUGUCAUUUGAAAAAUUGUGUUAACUGGAGUGCAGGAGACAGCCUACUGGAGGUCGUAGAUGGCAUUGAGGGAAAGACGAUUGAAGAAUCUCCAUUCAAAAGUGGCCCAGCAUUGGCAAGCCGCCUGUGCAAAGCCGCAAUGUUUCACCGCUUCAGGUUGGUUGCCAAGGAAGCACAGAGGCAAAACCUGCUGUCCACACGCUCCUAUAGAGAAGCCAAGAGGAUGGCAAAACCAUACCAGGAGGCAAAGGCUAUACUGAGGGAGUAUUUGUUACAGCAAGGACUUGGCUCUUGGCUGACUAAAUGCCCAGUUAGAGAGAACUUUAGCAUGUGAACAAAAUUUCUUAAAAAUUACAAAGUUUAUAGCUGUUGAUUUUCUGUGCAGGGUUAGGAGCAUGGGAGAAAAGCAUUAUUUUUCAAGCUUAAUUUGUAUCUGUUCAUAUUUCAAUUAAAAGUGUAUGAUGUAAUGUUUCUGGUAGGGAACUUGCUUGUCUCCAUAGAGCUGUUAUUGCUUUGCUGUUUGACUUGAAUGUUCAACAGUGUCAUUAAAGGGCCUGUAUUACGUUACAUUUGUGUUAUAAAGACGUUUCCUCUUAAAAAACAUA
Molecule: messenger RNA, 2125 nt
Organism: Boleophthalmus pectinirostris (great blue-spotted mudskipper)
Lineage: Eukaryota; Metazoa; Chordata; Actinopteri; Gobiiformes; Gobiidae
Gene: adad1
Product: adenosine deaminase domain containing 1 (testis-specific)
Exons: 13
Coding region: 178-1854 (558 amino acids)
Biological process (GO): adenosine to inosine editing; RNA processing
Cellular component (GO): nucleolus; cytoplasm
Molecular function (GO): double-stranded RNA adenosine deaminase activity; tRNA-specific adenosine deaminase activity; double-stranded RNA binding
Source: RefSeq, a predicted model, not a curated record